AUGAAUCAUAACGGUUCACAGUGGACUUUUCCAACCGAAAACACGUACCUGCAAGUGCCAAAUGUAUUUGAGCAACUUCCCAUUCACGAUGGAAAUGGACAUGUCCUCCCCAACGCAGAUUUCGAGCUGCCGCAGCCCCCUUCAUCAAAUCAGUAUCACGGAAGGCACAUCCAGCAGGCUGACACUCACCCCAUGUCUUGUCCCAGCACCCCUGCACGUCAACCACAUUUCUACACCGAUCCAACAUCUGGGCUUCGUCGAUCACCUCGAAAAAUGUGUCCCGAGGGCCUCUCAUUCAUCCCAUCACAAAAUGGCACCUCACAAAACCACGACCAUCGAUGGAACAACCACAGCCACACGAUUUUCAGCCUACCAUCAAAUUUUUCAGAUCAGGGUCAUAUCCUCUCCUCCGGAGAUGGGGAGAAUGACAUACCUGAAGCUCCCACUAUGCCAAUGGUGACACCCGCAAAAACACCUGUGCGACGCAUUCGAGCACGAGCUGCUCCGAAGACUCUGGGUAGUGCUACUCCUGUUCCAAAGCCAAAGUCAAUGAGAGGGACAGGAAGUAAAUCCGGCGAAGGGAACAGACGGACCUCUGGUAACUCGGACGAUGAGAUCUCAAAGCUCGCCGAGAGCCAGCUCGGUCGGGCAGGUCUUAAGCUUGAGCCAGAGGGACUUGGAGCUGCACCUGUAGAGACACCCGCAGGCUAUACUGUCCUAUUUAUGCAUGAUAUAACUAGGAUUGUAGUACUGUAG
This is a messenger RNA of Suillus clintonianus, 756 nucleotides long. RefSeq lists its product as uncharacterized. Lineage: Eukaryota; Fungi; Basidiomycota; Agaricomycetes; Boletales; Suillaceae. Bases 1 to 756 code for a protein of 251 amino acids. The record is from RefSeq and is a predicted model, not a curated record. The transcript has a single exon.